Molecule: messenger RNA, 435 nt
Organism: Abrus precatorius (Indian licorice)
Lineage: Eukaryota; Viridiplantae; Streptophyta; Magnoliopsida; Fabales; Fabaceae
Product: cx9C motif-containing protein 4
Exons: 2
Coding region: 1-195 (64 amino acids)
Source: RefSeq, a predicted model, not a curated record
AUGGCGCAGGCAAGCAAAGAGCCUUGCAAGAAAGAGGCUUGUGACAUUCAAGCUUGCCUCUCCAAGAACAAUUUUCUCCCACAAAAGUGCCUUAAAGUCAUUGAACUGCUGGACUCCUGUUGCGCAAAAUGCGAUUAUAAUUCAACUCACUGUGCUUCCCUCGCCGGACUUUUGAAGCAAAAACCUAGGAGAUGAGUUAUAUUUUCAUAUUAAUGAUGAUGACGUUGACCGGGAUGCAUAUUCUCGUUUUGUCGAUAGCUUACGAGACUCGGCCACUUAAUUGGAAGAGUGGUUGAAGUGAGUGAAGAAAAAAAACAAAUGAAGGGCUCGCAUAAAAUACUUCUUUUCUUUAAUUUUGUUUUUCAGAUUUGAAUUAUGAAGGGCAAGCAUAAAUGUUGUUGAAUUAUGACCAGCUUGACAGAAUGACCGGUGCAC